AUGGACCCAUGGUCUGAAAGGUUGGAGCGCCAUUAUGAAAUCCCACUGGACAAGGUUGGAGUUUCUUACAUUGACAACGACAAUGACGAAAUCACUCUGAGCUCAAACAUUGAGCUACAGAACUUCUAUCGACAUUAUCACUGUUCUGAUGAAGUCAUUGAAUUUGCUGUUCUCGAUUUAAGCUUGGCCCUGGCUGGUGCAGUGUUGACUUGA
Laccaria bicolor S238N-H82 is the source of this 213-nucleotide messenger RNA. RefSeq lists its product as uncharacterized. The record is from RefSeq and is a predicted model, not a curated record. NCBI's taxonomy places the organism in Eukaryota, Fungi, Basidiomycota, Agaricomycetes, Agaricales, Hydnangiaceae. The transcript has 3 exons. Bases 1 to 213 code for a protein of 70 amino acids.